AUGACGCACAACUGUGAUGUUCUGAUCGUGGGAGCGGGUCCAGUCGGGGGUGCUCUCGCUCUCGAACUCGCCUUACACGGCGUUUCCUUCCGCAUCAUCGACAAGGAACCAGUGCGGAACGACAAGAGCCGGGCCCUGGUCAUCCAGCCCCGAACGCUCGAGCUGCUGAACCGCCAUGGAGCUGCCGAUACCAUCGUCCAGCGCGGCCGCAUUUUGCACGGCGGCUGCGUGUAUGUCAACAAGAAACUCGCAACAGAAAUGGUCCUUGAUGACCUCGGCACCACCGACACCGAGUUUACCCUGCCGUUGAACGUCUCGCAGGCAGAGACGGAGAAGUUUUUGGACGAAUGUCUAGCCAAGUACGGCGCCAGCGUCGAGCGCCCAGUUACUGCCACCAAGAUUGUGCAGGACAGCACGGGGGUGACCACAACCCUCGAACACGGCGGGCCGGAUGGGAAGACGAUAGAGACGGUGCGGUCCAAGUACAUUGUCGGCUGCGACGGAGCCCACAGUACCGUUCGCCACGCUUCCGACAAGAUGACCUUCCCCGGCGGCUCAUACCCUCAAGACUUCAUCCUCUGCGACACCCACCUGCGGGACUCCAACCUGCGGCAGGACAGGUUCACGCUCAACCUCGGCAACAAGGGCGUCGCUGCAGUUCUGCCGUUCGACGACCAAAUCAUCCGCGUCAUCAUCACACGCGGGGCCCUCAAGACGCCCGAAACAGAGGCGCCGACCCUAGAACAGCUGCAGGAGCACUUCACCGAGCUGACCACCCCCGGGUCCGGGACGCUGUACGAUCCCUUCUGGCUCACCCGAUUCCGCUUGCACCACCGCUGCGUCAACCAGUACCGCGACGGCCGCCUCUUUGUCGCCGGCGAUGCCGCCCAUAUCCACUCGCCCGCCGGAGGGCAGGGCAUGAAUGCGGGCAUCCAAGAUUCCAUCAACCUCGGCUGGAAGCUCGCGCGCGCGCUGGCGUUACAGUCCAACGGAGGCGCCACCGCCGCGGCGGCCGACGCGCUUCUCGAUACGUACAACCUCGAGCGCCGGCCCGUCGGCCUCCAGCUUCUCAAAGGCACCGACCGCCUCUUCUCCUUCCUGUCCUCGCCCAACCGAUGGUCUAUCCUGGUGCGCAAUUUUUUCCUGCGCUACAUUGGCCCGCAUGUGACGCAGAGCCCGGCGCGACGCAAGAUGGCGUUUCACUUCAUGUCGCAGUUCGGCAUCAACUACCGCGGCACCACCCGGUUAGUGGGCGAGGCGAACGCGUGGUUCUGGCGGCCGACGAUCCGAGGCGGAGACCGCUUGCCAGAUGGGAAAGUACAAGCGCAAAAGGGCAAGCAGGAGACGAGUCUGCAGAGGAUCUGUGUUGGCACGCCGCACCAUUUGCUGUUGUUUUCCGGUGGUCGGUCCGGAAAACCGGACGACGUGGCGGUGCUGAGGCAGGCUGCUGACAAGGUUAUCGCAGCGUGUCACACCGAUGUAAAGGUCCACUACAUCAUGGGACUCGAUGAUGAAGGGGCCGCCGCCGAGGAACAUGGCUACACAGACACGAGCGGCGAGUUACACGGCAAGUUUGGGUUUGGAAGUGGCAGUGGCAAAAACCAGAAGAGGACGGCUGGCUACGUGCUCGUGCGGCCUGACGGUUAUAUUGCGCACAUCGGACCCCUGAGCAAGUUGCCCCAGCUGCUGUACUUCCUCCAGGACUACCUUGUGCCCGCACUUAGCAAUCUCUCUUCGGACAUGUUCACCGACCAGCCCAGUCUUAUCCAGGAGUACGAUCCGGACUCCCGGUAUUCCAGUGCCGCACCCUCCACAACCGGCACCAUCCCGCCAACCCCUCUCUUCCUCAUCCACGAUGGCGGCGGCACCAUCUUUUCAUAUCACUGCCUCGGCGACCUCCACCGCACCGUCCACGGCAUCGCCAAUCCCCGCUACGAGACCGGCGAGUCCUGGGCCGGCGGAAUCCCCGAGAUGGCUGCGCUGUACCUAGGGUUCAUUCGCUCCGCCGUCGAGUCGUCGCUUGAGAGCGGAGAUGGCGGUUCCCGGGAUAUCAUCAUCGGAGGCUGGUCGCUGGGCGGGUUGAUUUCAUUGGAGGUGGCAAGGCAGGCCGCAGCAGAGAAAAAAGCCAGGCACUGGGGUGGAUCAAUAGCAGCAACAGGAGAAACGGAGCUCAACAUAAUAGGCAUCGUCAUGGUUGACUCUGUCUGCCCGCUCGUCUCGACGGCACCCCUGAUCCCCGUCGUGCAGCACGCUGUGCAAUGGGGCGAACACACGACGGAUGCUACCAAGGAGCGCGUGUUGGCUUGCUUCCGCGAGGCCUUCCGGACGGUCGGAGAGUGGAAGCUGCCGCAGGCGUGGGAGAAUACCGAGAGGGGCCGGCCGCCGCCUGUGGUGCUGCUGCGGGCGGUCGAGAGAGUACCGGUCCCGGACGAGCAGGGUGUCGCGAGGGUGGAUAUCCAUCGUUUGGAUCGCCGGUUGGGAUGGGGGAAUUAUAGACAGGAUCUGAUUUCCAAGGUCAUUGAUAUUCCUGGGCACCACUUCAAUCUCUUUCAUACCGAGGACAAUCUAGAUUCGACAACGGAGGCUAUCAGGAAAGCCUGUGAGGAAAUCGAAGACUUGGAUGGAGGUGGGAUGUUUGCCUGA
Molecule: messenger RNA, 2643 nt
Organism: Dichotomopilus funicola
Lineage: Eukaryota; Fungi; Ascomycota; Sordariomycetes; Sordariales; Chaetomiaceae
Exons: 3
Coding region: 1-2643 (880 amino acids)
Molecular function (GO): FAD binding; oxidoreductase activity
Source: RefSeq, a predicted model, not a curated record